CAGCCAAGACCAACAGUCCUUCACCUGUCAUCAUGUCUCCCAUUGCAUCCGGAAAGAACAAGUCCGAGUCCCUCAGUGCUCGCAUUGCUGGCAGUGCCAGUUCAGGUAUUCUUGAAUUGAUCAUCUUCCACCCUGUUGACACCGUCGCCAAGCGUUUGAUGAGCAACCAGGCAAAGAUCCUCCUCCCUGGAAUGACCUUUGGUGAGAAGAAGGCUGCCUUGGACUUGGUUAUCUUCAAGGAUGCUGCACAAAAGUCUUUCUUGAAGAAAUACGCUUCCCUUUUCCCUGGUCUUGGCUUUGCUGCUGGUUACAAGGUUGCCCAGAGAGUCUACAAGUUCGGUGGUCAACCUUUCGUUAAGGAUUACCUGAACACCAACCACCAGGCUACUUUCACCAACGCUUUUGGUGAGAAGACUGGCAAGACUGUUAUGCAUGCUACUGCCGGAAGUUUGGUCGGUAUUGGAGAGAUUGCCCUGUUGCCUUUGGAUGUCUUGAAGAUUAAAAGACAGACAAACCCCGAGGCUUUCAGAGGCCGUGGCUUUUUGAAGAUCGUUCAGGACGAGGGUAUGGGAUUGUACCGUGGUGCUGGCUGGACCGCUGCUCGUAACGCUCCUGGCUCCUUUGCUCUUUUCGGUGCCUCUGCAUUCGUGAAGGAGUACAUGUUCCACCUUGAAGAUUACAGCAAGGCUACCUUCUUCCAGAACUUCUGUGCCUCUAUUGCUGGUGCCGUUGCUUCCAUCACCGUCGCCGCUCCCCUUGAUGUUGUUAAGACCCGUAUUCAGAACCGUAACUUCGAUAACCCUGAGUCCGGUGUAAACAUUGUUAAGGAUCUUAUCAAGAAGGAAGGCUUUGCUGGUUUCUUCAAGGGUUUGACCCCCAAGAUCUUGGUGGUCGGUCCUAAGCUGAUCUUCAGUUUCACCAUUGCACAGCAGCUUAUCCCUGUCUUCGACCGUGCCUUCAACGGUUCCAAAUAAAACCGGCAUACUUUCUUUGGUGCACCUCUUUCUGUAGACUCAGAUAGAAUAAAAAAAAAACCCCCUCUCAACCUUUCUCAUAUUAAUCAUCAUUUCCUGUUUAUACGAUUAUAUUUGUUCAUUUAGUGCUUAAAAAGAAAAAAGAAAAUAAAACACUUUUUAAUAAUCGG
Messenger RNA from Phycomyces blakesleeanus NRRL 1555(-), 1144 nucleotides. RefSeq lists its product as hypothetical. The transcript is spliced from 6 exons. The record is from RefSeq and is a predicted model, not a curated record. Bases 33 to 974 code for a protein of 313 amino acids. Gene Ontology annotation, cellular component: mitochondrion. Lineage: Eukaryota; Fungi; Mucoromycota; Mucoromycetes; Mucorales; Phycomycetaceae. Gene Ontology annotation, molecular function: guanine nucleotide transmembrane transporter activity.